AUGCUGGCAACGGUUCUUGGUUGUCUCGUCUGUGCUGCCCUGGGCAGUUUGGCGACUGAUGAAAUUCCCCUAUACAAAGAUCCGAAUGCGCCUAUUGAUGCUCGUGUUACCGACUUGCUUGGACGCAUGUCCGUCGAGGACAAGGUCUCUCAGCUCAUCCAAGGCGACAUCGACGGAUGGAUGAACAUGUCCGAUCCUUUAGACAACACCUUGGUGUACAACGCCACCGGACUGGUGGAGAUGAUGGCAACGAAGAGCGGCGUCAUUUGGGCGGGGUAUCAGAUGCCGUACGAGAAAUCGAUCUUUGCGGUGACUGUUGGACACAAAUACUUGAUGGAGAAUACUACUUUGGGAAUUCCGGCUCUCAUUCAGUCUGAAAGUCUGCACGGAUUCACAAACAAUGGAACGAUCUUCCCCUCCUCGAUCGGAAUGGCUUGCAGCUUCAACACCGAUCUGAUGUACGAGGUUGCCAAAGCCAUAGGGGGCGAGGCAGAAGGGCUAGGCUUCAGCAUGCUCUUCGCUCCCGUUCUCGACCUCUCUCGAGAACUUCGCUGGGGCCGAGUAGAAGAGAACUACGGCGAGGACCCGUUCUUGACCGGAGAGAUGGGCUACGCCUACGUGACCGGUCUCCAGGCGGGUACGAGGCGGAACGUCUCCUCUACCGCUUCUGCGCGGCUAGCCGCUACGUGCAAGCACUUUGCCGCCUUUGGCUCGCCUCAGGGGGGCCUAAACCUAGCGCCCGUCUCCGGGGGAGAACGAGAGCUGCGCACGACAUACCUGAAACCGUUUUAUCGCGCUUGCGUGCAGGGGAUCAUGUCCGCCUAUUCGUCCUAUGAUGGGAUUCCCGCGGUGGCGAACUCCCACCUUCUGACGGAGAUCCUGCGAGACGAAUGGGACUAUCAAGGGUUCGCGACGACCGACGCCGGGUCCGUAGACUUGCUCAUAACAGAGCAUGGCGUCGCAUCCGACCGAGCGGCGGCCGCCAAGCUCGCACUCGAGAAUGGGCUGAGCGGGGAGAUGGGCGGGGGGAGCUAUACUUAUCUCACACUUCCUGAGUCGAUCGCGAACGGCUCAGUUGGUAUCGGGUACUUGGACAAGGCUGUCAGUUAUCUCCUCAAGACAAAGUUCGAACUGGGGUUAUUCGAGAACCCCUACCCAUACCCCGACUACGCAACCACGAUCCGCACGCCCUCAACCCGUCACCUCCUUCACCAAAUAGAGCGGGAAUCCAUCGUCCUCCUCAAAAACGACGGGGUGCUCCCCCUCCAGAAGGGGGGUUCGGUUGCGCUUAUCGGCCCGAGUGCAGGGCAAGUUUUGGGGAAUAGCGAUUAUGUAUUCUUCAACGCCUCUCUGAACGGCAUCUCCCCCCUCCAAGGGCUGACCGAUUUCCUCUCAGGGUCAAACACGACCAUCAAUUAUGCAGAAGGCUGCAAGCUGUGGAGUAACGAUGAGAGCGGGUUCCCGGCUGCGCUCGAGGCGGCGGAGCAGUCUGAUGUCGCUGUUGUGGUAAUCGGCACCUGGUCAAGAGAUCAAACCCUCCUCUGGCAAGGCCUCAACGCCACCACAGGGGAACACGUCGACCUCUCCUCCCUCUCCCUAGUCGGGGCGCAGCUCAGGCUCGUCCAAGCUGUGCGAAAGGUGGCGAGGAAGCUGGUCGUCGUGUUUGUGAGUGGGAAACCGGUGGCGGAACCUUGGGUUAAGGCGUGGGCGGAGGGGGUCGUGCAGCAGUUUUAUCCUGGGGAACUUGGAGGCACAGCACUCGCCGAAGUCCUAUACGGAGCGUAUAACCCCUCUGGAAGACUGAGCGUCUCUGUCCCGCAGAACGUAGGGACUCUUCCGGCGUUCUGUAACUACCUCAAAGGGGGUAGACCGGUCGAUCCCGGUUUCAUAACUCCGAAUGGGUCGCUGGUCUUCGGGCACCAAUACGUCCUCUCCACUCCCCUCCCUCUCUGGUCCUUCGGACACGGACUCUCCUACAGCACCUUCCAUUACACCGCUCUCUCGCUCUCGCAUUCCCAGCUGCAAGUUUCCGACACUCACACUCACCUGGGGGUAAACGUCACGCUCACUAAUGUGGGCCCUUGGGAAGGGGCGGAAGUUGUACAGGUAUAUUUGGUAAUAGGGGUGAGUGGGGUCGUCACCCCUAACCAAGAGUUAGCAGCAUUCAGGAAAGCCUUUUUCGCGGUGGGGGAAACGCGUACCCUAAAUUUGGAGAUCAGGAUGGAAGAUCUUCCCAUUUGGGUAAAGGGCUGGGUGUGGGAAAAAGGGGAGUAUGUACUGAGGGCGGGGACGAGCAAGAAUGUGUACUUGAAUGCGAGUUUUGUUGUUGGGUAG
This is a messenger RNA of Dacryopinax primogenitus, 2334 nucleotides long. RefSeq names its product glycoside hydrolase family 3 protein. Bases 1 to 2334 code for a protein of 777 amino acids. Lineage: Eukaryota; Fungi; Basidiomycota; Dacrymycetes; Dacrymycetales; Dacrymycetaceae. Gene Ontology annotation, biological process: glucan catabolic process. The record is from RefSeq and is a predicted model, not a curated record. The transcript is spliced from 21 exons. Gene Ontology annotation, molecular function: beta-glucosidase activity.